Drosophila obscura is the source of this 1471-nucleotide messenger RNA. RefSeq names its product protein stand still (gene stil). The record is from RefSeq and is a predicted model, not a curated record. Lineage: Eukaryota; Metazoa; Arthropoda; Insecta; Diptera; Drosophilidae. The transcript is spliced from 5 exons. The coding region runs from base 190 to 1293 and encodes 367 amino acids.
UUAUAUCGUACUUGUAGAUGAGAUGUUCCUUUUCCGUUUUGAACCAUUGUUCACAGUUUGCCUUCUUCUCUCUUUUCGAAGUCCUCUUUGCGAGCAGAACUCAUAGAUUCAUGUGUGGUUGUAUCUCUUCUGCCGCUACUUCUUUUCACAAUUUUUGCACAGAUUUGUCGCUGCUGAGCAGCAGGAAGAAUGUCGGGAAUAAUUUCUGCGGACAGGAAUAAUCCUGAGAUUAAGUCUGAGGUGGAUUUGGAGCAGCGCCAACACGUUCCCUACAUACUAAAUGGAGAGCUGUACAGCAUUCAAAGCCAAAUUGGGGAUAAUGUUGUGGUCAAGUGCUGUAAUUGUCCGCCGGAUCGAGUGUAUCGCGGCAGCGUGCGUUCUACGGGAAACUUUCAUAUGCACAUCAAGCGUCGCCACACAUCGUUGUUGGGGAAAUUGCAUGAAAUGAAGGUGACUGCCCUAGAGGAGCGCCGUGAUCGAAUUAUGAAGAACCGGGCCAUUGAGAAACCCCGUAGGAAGAGACGAUCCACAUCGUUGUGCAAGCCUGAAACAACAGGACCGGCUGCGGCGGCGCUUGAGCCGGUUGCACCGACUACUAUAGCUACGGGAACGUCCUCGACGCCGACGGGAAAUGAAACGCACGAGUUGAAAAUAAAAACGGUGUUUCAGCGCCACCAACAAGAGCAUAGCGAACAGAAGGAGGAGACGAACACAAAAACACCUUCUCCUUCCGUGAGCGGCUAUUCGACCUUAGAUCACAACCAAAAUCACGUGAAGCUGGCCGCGGCGAAAAUGGCCAACUGUACAGAUAAUUCGAAUAACAAUGGGCUAAUUGUCCAACAUGUUCAUACUCUUCCAACUCUGAACCCCAGCACGGUGGAUAAUCUUAUGGCCAAUUAUAGCCAACUUACUCCCAUGACGGCUGUGCGUCAGGUCGUGCAUUUGGGCCACGUUAAGCAGGAGCAGCAACCAAAUAAUUUACCAUCGCCAUUCCGUGCGGAUCAACCGGUGCCCAUUGAUCUGACCACAGCUUCCGUAGCAUCCUCGCAAAGCGACAGCAAAUCCAGCUUAUCCAGCAAAUCGUAUUCCCUGGAAGAUGUUCAAAUGGCUGCCUCAUUGUCCCAUUACAUAGAUGGCCCACCCAGAGACAUACUGCAUCGCCUUGAACGCACAAUGACGGAUAUAAGUCAGGAGCUGCGCUCCCGCAACCAAAUUGAGCACAACCGUUUACUCCUGGAGGCAGCCAAAUUCAAGUUCUUAAACCCAAACUUCCAAUUUGAGCCCACCCUUUAGGCCAGUUCGGGGAUCGAAACAAUUGAUGAAUUAAAAUAUAUGUAUGUAUAUGCAUUUACAAAAUAUAUGUAUAUUCCAACAUCCCACCAUAUUGGUGUGGCGCUGAUAACCGUCUUGAGUAUUUUGUAUUUCGCAACGGCAGUAUUCAAUAAAUUAACUAAUGUUCCAUUUAACUGAA